AUGUACCAAGUCCCCCACCCAAAUCUAGUUUCAAAUGUCCACCGAGAUUGUGUCCAGAUGCCAUCACGUGAGCUUGGCUUCAUUGGUUUGGGUGUCAUGGGGUAUCCCAUGGCACUGAACCUGCUGAAGAAACUCGACAAUGGCGGAAAGCUGCACGUGUAUGACGUCUCAGAUGAGGUCUUGAGAAGGUUCGAGCACGAAGCUCCCCACCUGGUGUCUAUUUGUUCAAGUUCGCGCGAAGUUAUGGAAAGAUCUGAUAUCCUGUUUACGAUCGUUCCGGAAGGAUCACACGUCCGAACCGUGUACCUCGAUGACAAAAACGGGGUUUUAUCCGGUACGAUUGAAGAUAAAGUUUUUGUCGACUGUUCUACCAUUGACACAGGCACGUCGAUUGAGAUAAAUGACGCUGUUAAUAAGAAAUGCUCAACGGCACGAUUUUAUGACGCGCCCGUAUCUGGAGGCUCUCUCGGAGCCGCUUCUGGGACAUUGACAUUCAUGUUAGGCUGCAGAGAAGACGACCCAAAGCUGCCAAUAUUGAAUGACUUGCUGGGUGCCAUGGGGUCAUCGAUUUUCCCCUGCGGUGGGCUCUCGCUCGGCCUGACGGCAAAGCUCUGCAAUAACUACUGUUCCGGUCUCAUCGCAAUUGCUACCGCAGAAGCUUUGAAUAUUGGGAUCAAGUCUGGCAUCAAUCCUAUCUUGCUGUCUAAGAUUUUCACGACUAGUACAGCCCAGAGUACCAUCAACGACAAAUGGAAUCCAGUGCCAGGCGUCUGCCCAGAUGCUCCAGCUAGCAAAGACUACCAGGGUGGUUUCAAGGUGCAGUUGAUGAAAAAGGACUUUAAUCUCGCCGUUGAGACGGCGAAAAGAGUUGGCGCUCAGCUGCGCCUUGGAGAGUCGGGACUGGCGGUGUACCAAGAGGCUAGUGAGGACGACAGAUGUCGCGAUCGAGACUCACGGGUUGUAUUUCGGUAUAUUGGGGGCGAUGAACAUUGGGAGCAGUCGGAAUAA
Molecule: messenger RNA, 1008 nt
Organism: Penicillium verhagenii
Lineage: Eukaryota; Fungi; Ascomycota; Eurotiomycetes; Eurotiales; Aspergillaceae
Exons: 3
Coding region: 1-1008 (335 amino acids)
Biological process (GO): L-valine catabolic process
Cellular component (GO): mitochondrion
Molecular function (GO): NADP binding; 3-hydroxyisobutyrate dehydrogenase activity; NAD binding
Source: RefSeq, a predicted model, not a curated record